UAUAGUGUUUUUCAUAAUUCACCAGGCUUAUAGACCAAUUAGUCCACAGAACUGUAUAACCCUUCCUUACCCAAAAAUACACCCAAUUGCUCUAAGCUUGCAAUGCCUGGUAUAGCAGUGGGCAAUGUAGGCAAAUACUGAGUUUGUAAACCCACCCCGUCCCGUGACUCUUAUCCGUCCCAACUUAGACCUCAAUCAACCAUGAUGGACCUCAGCAGUGAUAUGGCCUCCUUGGAAGAUGACAUACAAGAGUUUAACAUUGAAAAGGAUGUUAGAACCAGUCUUAAGAGCCAAGAAGAACUGGAUAAACUCACAGUGGAUGAAACAUUAAGUGAUGUAGACCGCGCUGUGUAUUUACUCAGUUCAGGGCAAGAAGUGCAAUUCCUUAGCGUGAUUCACAAUCUUCCAUCCCUACUCAAGGGCUGGCAAAACGAAAGCAUUAGGAGGGUGCUACCGAAGGUCAAAGAGAUGUUACACACAGCAGGCCUAGAUGUUCAACUGGCGGCGACAGAGGUCUUUACCACUGUGGCCAAAGAAGAGCUAUUACCAAUUGCUGUGUACACUCAGCAUUUUCUUAGAGCCAUCAUAACAAACAUGAACACCAAAGAACCGGCCUCGUCACAAGCCUGGCUCGACACUCUUCUCUCCGUCAUCCCAUUCCUCCCAAAAGAAACCGUCCGACGAGAGGUUCUUGGACUCGCCAUAGCAAAAGGCCAACUUUCCCAGCCCACUGCAUCACGUUUGUCUUGCUGUUCCAUCCUUGGGGCUGUGGCUGUAAAGUUUGAUGCUCACAUAGUUAAAAAAGACAUCGUGCAUACUGUCAAGCAGCUGUGUCAGGACGUUGAGCACAAUGUUCGUGCAUGCAUGUGUUCCUAUCUGCACAGUGUGGCUGCAGCAUUAGGAGCUGAGGAGACACGCAAAUGCAUCCUUGAUGAAGUUGUGGAGCUUGCUGGUGAUGAGGAGAGCCAAGUCCGGGAGGCGGCGAUGGAGGCUCUUCUAAACAUGACAGAUCUUCUUGAUGAUGAUUGCUUAGUACAGCAUGUGGUACCCUUGGUAUGCAAGUAUUGUGAACAAGCUUUGCAGAAUGAAGAUCAUACCAUGCUUAGUGUGGCGAAAAAUUUUGGCCGAUUUUGCCACAAUAUUUCAAAAAAUUUCAACGCUGAACAACAUGCAUGGCUUUUAUCAAUAUACCGAAAGCUUUGUACGGUUGGACGUACACCCCUUGACCUUAACGAUGGGAGUCAGGACCCCAUCAUGCUCCAUAUAACCCCACCCACCCCCGACGUUACCCCAACACCUUCCCACCAACCCAACCCUGAUAAAAUGGAGGAAUACUUAGGAUGCAGGAGGCUUAGCGCAUACAAUUUUCCGGCUGUUGUUGUGUUUUGCUUGACGGAAUCGUUUGAACACGAGUUACUUGAAUGCGCGUCUCUACUUUGCACCGAUGCUGACCCACAAGUACGGAAACAUUUUGCUUCAGGUUUACACGAAGUUGCUCAAAGUUUAGAAGCGCUUGCGUAUCUCGUCCAACCCCACCUAGUGUUGCUUCUACGUGAGCGUCACGUGCCUGGCGUGCUUGACGCUUGUUUGCGGCGACUCCCUGAUACACUUACAGCUGUCAUUAUACGUGGGAACCUUGCUGAUAAUAAGGUUAACGGAGUUACUGAGUUGAUAGGAGCGCUCCUUGCUGCCCUCUCGAGGCUCGAACAACAAUGGCCGAGCGUUUGGCGACCUCUAGAAACCCUUGUCACGCAUCUGCGGCGCCUGCCAGAUGUUAUAACCUCAGAUCAGAUAUAUUACAAAUUUGCUCCCAUCAUAUUCAAGCUGCUCACGACCAACCAUUAUCUUCCUGUGAGACAAGCAGCAGCAUCUACCGUUUGUGUUUUUAUUCGACACAACAGGAAAAUGGAGCAACGAAGGGAGAUGUGGGACCGCUUAAUACAAGAUCUUUGCUACUCUCGAAAUUAUCGGAACCGAAAUUUGUUCUUUGAUGCAUGUCGUCACAUGAUGGCUCUAUUUUCCCGCUCGUUUUUCAAGGAGCAUCUGUUCGAACAUGUGCUUGGUUUAUUCAAUGAUCCUGUACCUAAUGUGCGCUUGUGUCUGUGCAAGAUACUACCCAGUAUGAAGGCGUUGCUCAAGCUUCCAAAAGAUAGAUCCCUCCAUGGUCAGUUGGAAACCAACGUAAGAAAACUUCUGUCAUCUGAGAAAGAUAGAGAUGUGUCCAUCGCAAUUCGAACAACUAUAUUGGAGCUUGAUCGUACAGAAGUAGCGAUGGAAUCGUUAACUGCUCAGCAUCAUGUGGAUGUUGACCUCCAGGAUCAGAGAAAAGAAGAGGAGGAACUGAUGCUCCUCCAACAAGAGAUGAAGAACAAAGACGAAGAUGCCAGGUCGUUACGCAGCCAUGGUAGCAGUCACUCUUCAUCAUCAGUAGGUAAAGCAAUGGCCAACCGUUCAGAUAAAAAGAAGAAACGAAAUAAUUCGGUUCAGUCUAGCACCCAAUCAUCCUUGCUUAAAGUGAAUGGCAAAGACAAAGAGAAAUCAAGAUCACUCCAUCAACUCGAUUCAAGGUCAAAUCCAGGUUACCCCCAACAAAGAGAAGGAAUAUUGGCCAACGCUACUGGUAGCGGCAUCUCAUCAGUGUUAUAUAACCUUGGAACCUCCACUUCACCUCGGUCCCUUCCCAACCACUUUGCCACGCAUAGCUCUUACCUAACGGGGGCCAACAACCCCGCAAACCAGGGACCUUCGACGGCCCUCGGACACAAGGGCCCCCCCUUUCAUGGCCAGCCAAUGGGCCAAACACGGUCCUCCCCUUUAUCCGCAAGUGCCGGAUUUAUCGGAUCUAUCCCAACUGCACAAUCUAAUCAAUCAACGUCUUCAACACAUCAAACUAAUAAAACCACCAGAAAAUCCGACCGUCGCAAAGCAUCAGCUCUCUCCCACCAAAACACUGCAAGUCAAGACGAACCACGCACACGUAAAGACAGCACCGGAAGUGCGUCAUCAACCGGAAGUGGAAGUAGGAAAGGCCAUCAAGCGUUGCGUAGGAAAGGCUCUCUACCCGGUAGUCCUAUAGGAGCAUCAUCAAAUCGAACUCGUAAAGAGAAAAACGCGAGAUAAGACGCGCCAAGCAACUUAAACGUAACGUAACGCACCGCAACGCGGCCCGACAGAUUGUUUAGCGUUAAUUGCCAACACCGUGCACCCCAUAUCUCCUAGAACGUUUUUCCAUUCCUAUACCCAUGCAAGGAUAUUGCAUAUUUCUUAUGAAAGGCAGAGGAUUUUUUGAAGGGGUUAUUUUUCCCAAUCUCUCUCAGGUUCCAGUUUCGUCCUUCAUCUUGCUAAGUUCGCGUCUUUUCACGUCCACUUGCGCACCCUAGUCUUCGCCAUGCUGCGAUACCUCAUACCUAGCAAAACCAGCCUAUAACAAUUCCUAGCUUUAAAAUAAGUCUACUUAAAAUGCCCCGCUUUACUCUAAGCAAUAUACACUCUUCUGUACGAGCGCUAUGAAUACGAUAGACAGUUUUUCACACUAAACUGAUCUGAGUAAAAACGUCAAAACACCUAUAGUAGGGUGGGAGAAGAUGGGACACCUUUUGUGCAUAAUACCCAAAUAUCCUGUUCUUGUUUUAAACAAUUUACAGCAGUAUAUGGAGUUCGUAAGGAUACGGUUUAAUAUUUAUUUGAAUGUUCUUUGUUUACUACCGAAUGGGACGAGAAAAUACAAUAAAAAGCUGUCCCAUAUUUCCCAACCCCACUAUAUAUAUUUUACCUUCACCAAAAACCGUACACGUUUUCCUACGAUCUCGUUUUUUUUUUGCAUUUUUCCAAAUACGUACAUUUACACUUAUCGGUACCAUCCUAUAUCCCAUGUUUCCAGCCAAGGUAUAAACUCAUUCCGUCCCGUUUUCCUACAAGCAAGAUCGAACCUCAAACCCAUAUAUUUACCACUUUACUUACGUACUAGUGCGUCCGUGUUACUGUUAUUUUUUACCUGUUCAACGACAAUCGUUUUUUACGAUUAUUUUUAGUUACUGCAACGGCAAACCCAAGACAAUAACUUAACGCAUUGAGAAUACGUUUUCUGUGCGUUUUUAUAAUCUCCGGAUCUGUUUUAUGUACACUGUGACUCCACAGUUUUGUUUCUUAUCGGAAGUUUCAGUCUUUAUUGUUACAUCUGCUGUUGAUAUAUAGCACUCCCGCACCCGCUUCAAUACAAAGUAUCGUUGUGUCAA
This is a messenger RNA of Ciona intestinalis (vase tunicate), 4235 nucleotides long. The record is from RefSeq and is a predicted model, not a curated record. Lineage: Eukaryota; Metazoa; Chordata; Ascidiacea; Phlebobranchia; Cionidae.